Messenger RNA from Miscanthus lutarioriparius, 519 nucleotides. NCBI's taxonomy places the organism in Eukaryota, Viridiplantae, Streptophyta, Magnoliopsida, Poales, Poaceae. The record is from the annotation of a GenBank genome assembly.
AUGGUGACGGCAAUUGCCGGCGGCGGCGUGCCAGCCGUCGUCACCAAACAUCGUAGGCGCUUGUGCGUGUUGAGGUCCGCCAGCGACUGCUCUAGCACCACUGGGCGGCCUCUCAACGGAGGGCGAGACAAGCGGCGGAACCAGGACUCCCAAAUCCCACGCGGCAAUGUCGUCAUGUGCCUGCAUCUCCUCUGCCAUCUUCACCACGCUGCUUGCUCCUCGCCGCCACCGCGCGCUCCCCACCUCGCCCUCGGCACCGCCACGGUGCUCGUGCGGAAAGGGACGUUCCGCAGUGAGGAGGCACACGACCUGUUCGACGAAUUGCUGCGUCAAGCCACCCACGUGCCCGGGCGUGAGCUGAACGGGUUCCUCGCUGUGCUCGCGCGGGCACCGGCCUCCGCAGCCUACAGAGAUGGCCCUGCCCUUGCCGUCGCACUCUUCAACCGCGCGUAUCGAGCUCACGGCACACCUAUGGCAUCCUCAUGGACUGCUGCACCCGCGCACACCGCCCAGAGCUAA